Molecule: messenger RNA, 932 nt
Organism: Aspergillus fijiensis CBS 313.89
Lineage: Eukaryota; Fungi; Ascomycota; Eurotiomycetes; Eurotiales; Aspergillaceae
Product: putative TBP interacting domain protein
Exons: 3
Coding region: 16-699 (227 amino acids)
Biological process (GO): homologous chromosome pairing at meiosis; meiotic joint molecule formation; meiotic strand invasion involved in reciprocal meiotic recombination
Cellular component (GO): condensed nuclear chromosome; DNA recombinase auxiliary factor complex
Molecular function (GO): double-stranded DNA binding; recombinase activator activity
Source: RefSeq, a predicted model, not a curated record
UCGCCCGUAUUCGGUAUGUUAGUAGAUGGGAACACUAAUCCCGAAGUGGCCAGACUUGCUCCUGCUGAAAUGAAGCAGGCUAUCGAGAUAUCAGCCAACCUACACACAGCGGUUACCAAGGCGUAUGCCGCCAGAGCAUUACGAGACUUGUGGCACGACAAGCAGAUUGGAGGACAGACAGCGGGAAAACAAGUCGUGUAUCACGCUUUACAAGAAGCUCCCAACGAGGUCACAUCGGAAACCUUCGUAACCCUGGAUGAGCACAUUGAGAAAGCUCAGGGCAAGCUUUCCAGUCUUCAGAUCCACAAGAAAAAGGUACGCAUGGAGCUCGCAGCCCUCCAUGCGAAACCUUUACUGUCUGAGCUUUGUCGAGAUGUGGAUCGACUUGGUCGAGAUCAAGCAACAACCCGGACAAUCUGGCUCACAAUGGAGGGGAAUGCUUCGAUGCCCGUGCCCGUGCAUAUGACAAGAGCACGUGCCGAAGAAGAUUGGAAGCACUGGAAAAAGCACGCUAGCAGUCGUGCUCGGAUCUGCCGUGACCUAUGGCGAAGGUGCUUGGAUGCGUUGCCAGGCGACACAGCUUGGGAAGAGCUCUGGGUAUGGGGGAUCAUGGUCUCAUUUCCAGCCUUGAGGGUUCUAAUUGGUGACUACGCAGGAAUCUCUAGGAUUAGAAGGGCCCCCGUUACGCCGAUCACUUGAUCACUCGAGCUCGUGAAGAAAGUCAGUGAAGAGGCAGGGUGGAAGGGCGGCGGUCGAUCCCUGGUCUUGAGAAAGCACAUGUGUGCAAACUGACUUACGGGUUCGUGGCAGUUUAAUACUGCACUUUAUCAGUAUCGUUUUGUUUUUCGAUAACUUGAUAUGUACAGUACCUUGUAAGUCUGAGUCUCCGCUAAUUCUGAAGGACGUUCAUUCGUCAGUAUAAUAUAUUGAAG